Messenger RNA from Lotus japonicus, 1267 nucleotides. RefSeq names its product annexin D5-like. Gene Ontology annotation, cellular component: cytoplasm. The transcript is spliced from 6 exons. The coding region runs from base 134 to 1081 and encodes 315 amino acids. The record is from RefSeq and is a predicted model, not a curated record. Gene Ontology annotation, molecular function: calcium-dependent phospholipid binding; calcium ion binding. Lineage: Eukaryota; Viridiplantae; Streptophyta; Magnoliopsida; Fabales; Fabaceae.
UCAAGCUUUUUGAACGCAAAGAUGAAGACAAGCUCUGAAUUGUUAAAUGGAAUCAAGUGAUUAUUUUAUUACGUUGCCCGUCUUUUUUUCUUCAUCUGCAUUUUUCUUCUAGUUUGUGUUUUGAUACAGGAAAAUGUCUACGCUCAAUGUGCCCCCUAUUCCUCCUUCCCCGAGAGAUGAUGCGAUCCAACUUUACAGUGCUUUCAAGGGAUUUGGGUGUGAUACUAGCAUAGUCAUCAAUAUACUUGCACAUAGAGAUGCUACGCAGCGUGCCUACAUCCAACAAGAAUACAGAACUAUGUAUUCUGGGGACCUUCUCAAACGUUUAUCUUCUGAGCUUUCUGGAAAGUUGGAGACUGCAGUUCUGCUUUGGAUGCAUGACCCUGCAGGCCGUGAUGCAAUAAUCCUUAAGCAGUCUCUAACUGUGGCAAAAAAUCUUGAAACCGCUACUGAAGUAAUAUGUUCACGCACACCAUCUCAACUACAAUAUUUAAGACAGAUAUACCAUUCUAAAUUUGGCACUUAUCUUGAGCAUGACAUUGAAAGAAACACCUCUGGGGAUCAUAAAAAGAUUCUGCUUGCAUAUGUAAGCACACCACGUCAUGAAGGUCCUGAGGUUAAUAGAGAAAUGGCUCAGAAGGAUGCAAAUGUUCUCUACAAAGCUGGGGAGAAGAAACUGGGAACUGAUGAGAAAACUUUUGUGCAAAUAUUCAGCGAACGUAGUGCGGCACAUUUGGCUGCCAUAAACUAUUUUUACCGUGACAUUUAUGGACAUUCAUUGAAGAAGGCAGUAAAGAAAGAAACAUCAGGGAAUUUUGCUCAUGCACUUUUGACAAUGGUCCAAUGUGCUGAGAAUCCUGCAAAGUAUUUCGCAAAGGUCUUACAUAAGGCAAUGAAAGGUUUGGGGACUGAUGACACAAAACUUAUAAGGGUGAUUGUAACAAGGACAGAGAUUGAUUUACAUAAUAUUAAAGCUGAAUAUUUAAAGAAAUACAAGAAGACUCUGAACGAUGCAGUUCACUCAGAAACAUCCGGCAACUACAGGGCUUUUCUCCUCUCACUUUUAGGUCCCAACCAGUAGUCAAAACUCAAAAUGUUGGAUGUUGUUUAAUGUAGUGUGAUGUUGAAAUGUUGUAUGAGCAGUUCGAAAGAUGUGUUAGUUAAUAGCUAAUUAGAAUUAUGUGGUGUGAUGUUGAAUAUUGUAUGAGCAGUUCAAAAGAUCUUUUAAUUAAUAGCUAAAUAGAAUUAUGUGGUGUGAUGCUGAAGA